AUGGUCGAGAACGAUGCGCCCCCUCCGAUACCCUCAUUUGUGCCAAUAGAAACUCCAAUCAAGCGCAAGCCUGGCCGACCCCCAAAACGACCCGAAAGCAUGCUAUCUGGCCUUGGCUCUCCACCAGCUCCUCGCAUCUUGCCGCUACCUACACACAACCCCAAGGAACGCCUCAACCUACCCAAGCCAGCAUAUCGCACCGUCGACACGUUCGCCCAGUACGAGCAACACGGCUCAAACCAAAGAAACUAUGUCGACAAGUCCAUGGCUCAUGUUGGCUACCAAGAAGGCGACCGCUUUGAUAUACCCAAACACAUCCUGAUUCGUCACGUCGAAGGUCCCUACGAUGACGAUAGCAUCUCAGGCCUUGUUGUCAAGUCUGACAAAAUCGAAGAAGCCCGGCCGCCCGUUGUCUUCAACGUCGAAUACGACAUGGAUGAACAAGAUGAACGAUGGCUCGAGAUGCACAAUACCCAUCGCAAGGAGGAACAGGCUGAGCCCAUCAAGCCAGCCUUGUUUGAAAUCACCAUGACCCAAAUUGAGCGUGAAUACUACGCCCUCGAGAAGAAGAUCCCGAAGCCAAAUCCGAGACACGCCCAAAUCACAAGGCCCCGCUCGAGUUCCGCCGCAGCUGUCAAUGGAGAGCCUAGCGGACCUGCCGAUGAACCCGACACCAAAUGUGCUGUAUGCGACGAUGGCGAUUGCGAAAACGCCAAUGCCAUCAUCUUUUGCGAUGGCUGUGAUCUGGCCGUUCAUCAGGAGUGUUACGGAGUACCAUUCAUCCCUGAAGGCCAGUGGUUCUGUCGGAAAUGCAAGGAGAUCGGCCGUGGUACCCCGACUUGUGUCUUCUGCCCGAAUGUGGACGGUGCCUUCAAGCAAACGAAUACCAUGCGCUGGUCCCAUCUGCUUUGCGCCCUUUGGAUUCCCGAAAUCACCAUUGCCAACAUGACCUUCAUGGAACCUAUAACUGACGUCGAAAAAGUGCCUCAAAGUCGCUGGAGACUCAAAUGUUAUCUUUGCCAACAGAAUAUGGGUGCUUGUAUCCAAUGUGGUAACAAGGCCUGUUAUUCAGCGUUUCAUGUCACAUGCGCAAGAAGAGCCAAACUAUUCCUGAGAAUGAAAUCUACGCAUUCUGGAGGCAUCGAUGCUUCUGUUCUCAAGGCCUUCUGUGACAAACAUGUCCCUCAAGAUUGGCGUAACGAACAUGACGUUGAUACUGCUGUCGCAGAAGCCAAGCGCUAUUACAGACACACAAUGAAGAACAGGAAAUGGGCAGACAGCUCCAGCACUGGAAAUGUUUUNACCCCUGCUGCCCAACAAGACUCGACCGCAGAUAACGUAGACGAGCUAGGUCACGCUGACGAUACUAUCGUUGUUGCUGCAAACAAGCGCAAGAAAACCCAACCUCAAAAAGCUGGUUGGCGUCUGCCAUCGGGCGCACCCGUCGUUCCUGCUGUUGUGUUCAACACAGUCGACAAUUCACUUGGACGAUUCUCGCUCAGGAAGCGAAAAGAGUUUGUUACUGAGGCUUGCAAAUACUGGACGCUCAAGAGAGAAGCUCGCAAAGGUGCCGCUCUGCUGAAACGCCUCCAACUAUCUCUCGAGUCUUUCUCUCCUAUGGAAAUCACUCGUCGCAACUUUUCGGGCAUGGGUGCUGCUGGCAGACCACGCUUGCUUCGAAGAAUCGAGUUUGGCGAUAUCCUUAGUGAGGACGUGGACAAGUUGGAACAUAUCAUUUCCAGUGUCCGCCAACGCGAGGAGUUGAGCCUUGUUGAUACUACCGAAGUCCUCAGGAGUCUCAUCGAUAACGUUUACUUCCCUAUCAUCNNCCCCCUGCUUCGCCCGAUUCUACAACGAGCACANAAAGUAAGUGAAAAGCAUCUCUUGUUACUGUGA
Molecule: messenger RNA, 1896 nt
Organism: Aureobasidium musti
Lineage: Eukaryota; Fungi; Ascomycota; Dothideomycetes; Dothideales; Saccotheciaceae
Source: the annotation of a GenBank genome assembly